AUGUAUUCAUCAACCUCUGUAGACAAGUCAGAAGUUUUACAAUUUUUUCAUGGUUCACGUUAUGUUGCAUUGGAAAUUUUUACGACUGUGUAUGCAAGUGGUGUUCCUGCCUUCGGUGUCUCUGUUGAAAUCUAUCUUUUAAUUCCAUAUGUUAUAGUUACGUCUAUACUCGUCGCACGGAAAUGUGGUAGUAAGGCAACAACGACAAUUGCAAUAGUUUGGGUUCUUAAAAUUGUUUUUAUAUUCAUUGCAGUUGAAAUGAAUCAUUGGAAUUUUAGAAAAUAUCGUGAUUACAAGGAAAAAUUUAACACAUCAGCUCGUGCUCUACAACGACAAGCACUUAUAUUUAGUGUUUCAAUGUUGUUUCUGAGUGCACCAGGCUUGAAAGCCCUAUAUGCUGGUGUACACAAAAGUUUACCAUUUACUGUCAGUAUGAUACAAGCCAUUGUGGUAUUGUUGAAUUAUAUGAACCAUUAUUCUCAUACGAUAACGAUAAAUGUUUAG
Molecule: messenger RNA, 504 nt
Organism: Didymodactylos carnosus
Lineage: Eukaryota; Metazoa; Rotifera; Eurotatoria; Philodinida; Philodinidae
Source: the annotation of a GenBank genome assembly